AUGAAGAAGUCAUCUGAGCGUAGUGACGUGAUGAAGCACAGCAAUGCUGGCACAGCGUCUUUUUCUAGCUCGCCAUCUGAAGAUCUCUCGGUUUCGAAUUCUUCUCGCUGGAGUGCUCUGAUGACGCGCUCUCUAGAGUUCCCAGAUCGAACCGGUUCCCACAACUUUAGAGGUGAAGAUGGAGAAAUGGAUGACUCCUCUACCACAGUAUCCAAUAUUUCUUCACCCAUCUAUUCUUCUGGAUCUGUCAUCCAGUCCCGUGCGAAGUGCCGUGGGAAGGUUUUUAUAGGCCCGAGGACCGGCACUGCUGCUGUCAUCACGUCUUGGCUGAAGGGUGAUCUUCUGGGACGAGGAUCGUUUGGCCCCGUGUAUGAAGGCAUUUCAGCUGAUGAGGACUUCUUUGCUGUCAAGGAAGUUUCAAUAGCUGAACAGGGAAGCCAGGCACAAGGGUGCAUACAACAACUUGAAAAGGAUAUUUCAUUACUAAGUCCGCUUCAGCAUCAGAAUAUCGUGAGAUACCUUGGCACAGCCAAGGACGGGUCGAUAUUGUACAUCUUUCUUGAGCUUGUAACCCAAGGUUCUCUUCUAAAACUUUACCAAAGAUACCCGCUCCGGAACUUUGUAGCGUCCACGUACACGAGACAAAUCCUAGAUGGGUUGAAAUUGUUGGAAUUCAUACGGCUUAUAACUAUUUAUAAAUCAACCUAUGAAUUUAUAUGUCUAGAAUCUCAUGUCAAUACCGAAAUAAACUUAGAUCUUAGAGUUUCGAAUGUAUUUGGUUAUUAUGCAGCGGAACGAUGA
This is a messenger RNA of Brassica oleracea var. oleracea, 801 nucleotides long. Its product is annotated as mitogen-activated protein kinase kinase kinase 1-like. The transcript is spliced from 4 exons. Bases 1 to 801 code for a protein of 266 amino acids. Gene Ontology annotation, molecular function: protein kinase activity; ATP binding. The record is from RefSeq and is a predicted model, not a curated record. Gene Ontology annotation, biological process: protein phosphorylation. Lineage: Eukaryota; Viridiplantae; Streptophyta; Magnoliopsida; Brassicales; Brassicaceae.